AUGGCGGCUCCUUCCCCACAGUGGCCCGUGAAAGCAACGAGGCCCAAGCCCGUAUGCCCGAAACAAAUGGAUGCUCGGUAUUCUCCAUACAUUAUAAACAUUAUAUCAAGACUCGCAUUGCUUCCAAAUUUAGGACAAUUGAUGAUCUUCACGAACAAAGACCUGAGUUUUCAGACGCACGAUGUAGUCGGCGGCUUCCCGGAACAGCUGGUCGGGAUUUUCUCCGGCGUCCUGCGAACGGAUAAGGUCUCUGAGGGUCUCCAGCUUGUCGGAAACCACCGCGCCGUCGGCGGCACUAUGCGCGGGCCCACGGCGGCGGAAUUGAGGCGUCGCAGUGGGGAUUUUGUUCGAUCUUAUCCUCGGCCUCCCGACGGCUGA
Molecule: messenger RNA, 378 nt
Organism: Striga asiatica
Lineage: Eukaryota; Viridiplantae; Streptophyta; Magnoliopsida; Lamiales; Orobanchaceae
Source: the annotation of a GenBank genome assembly